This is a messenger RNA of Stylophora pistillata, 2115 nucleotides long. RefSeq names its product melanopsin-A-like. Gene Ontology annotation, cellular component: membrane. The record is from RefSeq and is a predicted model, not a curated record. Gene Ontology annotation, biological process: G protein-coupled receptor signaling pathway. Gene Ontology annotation, molecular function: G protein-coupled receptor activity. NCBI's taxonomy places the organism in Eukaryota, Metazoa, Cnidaria, Anthozoa, Scleractinia, Pocilloporidae.
ACGAUUAUUGUCCGUGAGAAAGACUUAAGCACCACUUUGCGUCGAUCUGAAGACCGGUCCCACAAAAAAAUGGGUAUUAAUCCCUCAUGGAAGGUGAAUGAAAUUCACCGUUUGAUUUCAAACGUAACUUUAUGAAAACAUCUGCUGUCACACGAUGCAUUGAUUCGCUAGUGUUUGUGUCACUCGGAGAAAAAAAAUUAGCCACUGUACUUUGAAGGCGAAAACACGUCGCAAGAGGGUCGCAUGUGCACGAACAGAACAAAGAGCAGCUUUCAUCUAGACGGGGAAGAGGAACCAAGUGCCUUAACUUCCUUAUUCUUGUUAGAUCUGAGUCUGACAUCUCGGUAGUAAGACGUUCACAAAAGGUAGAGAAAUUAUUUUCUCUUCAGUGAAAUUGUCAGAAAGUCAAGAUUCACAUAUAGCUGUGGACUGUGCUUUGCCAGCGAGAAUUGCUUGGUGUUCGCGAACGAUAUUUCUGGUUCGUCCUUGACCUUAUCGCUCUUCGACAGCUAUAAAACUAUCGCAAAGGGAGAACAGAGACAACCUGCUGAAAAGUUCUGCUGAAUAAUCGUCCAAGCGGCAACAUUUAGCGAGACAGUUAUUGGGCUACUGUUAAGAUAUUUUGACCCAAUUCAGACACAGCAAAUCAUGUCAAAUUUUAAUUUCUCGCCAUCAUUAAAUCGCACGAGUAACUCUGAUAGUGACCAAGGAGAAUUCCUGGCGUUAAGGAUCAUUCAAGGGAUCGGGAUGUGUUUAUUUAUUCUAACUGGGAUUCCCGGGAACUUUUUAGUAUGUUAUCUAGUUCGGAGAACGCGACGACUUCGAACAGUCACAAAUCUAAUUAUAAGUAACCUGGCCGUUGCGGACCUGGGGAUGUGUCUAUUUAAUAUCCCCGUUUCCUUGGUAACUGUCAUUUAUAACCGUUGGGUAUUGACUGAUUUCGUGUGCCAGAUCGCAGGUUUCACUAACUCCUUAUUCCUCUUCGAAGCUUUGUGGUCUCUUGCCUUGGUCAGCAUUAGUAGAUACUGGUGUAUCGUACAGCCUGGUAAAUUCUCUGCCAUUUUUACGCGCCGGCGAACCUUGGCCAUGAUUACGGCAACGUGGAUCUUGUCGCUUCUCUGUGCCCUUCCACCCCUAUUUGAUUGGUCUAAAUAUGUCUUUACCGUCGGUAAAUCAACGUGCUAUUUCAACCUAAAUGAGCACCUACCAUACACAAUUAUUUUAGCAAUUGUGGUGUUUAUUUUGCCUUACAUUUUGAUCACAGUUUCUUACUACCGAAUCUUUCGCUUCAUUCGAGGUCACAGCAGAAAAAUGAGAAUCAACAGUUUAUCAGCAAGUUUCAGAAAGGCCACCCGUUCUACAUUUCAAGACUUCAAAGUGACAAAAUUAUUGCUCGUAGUUGUCUGUGUCUUCGUAGCCUGUUGGACUCCACAUAUUACUGUCAACCUCAUGAACGGUUUUGGCAUCAUUCAAUCAAUUCCGCGAAUCUUGGAUGCCAUGAGCACGUUUUUAACUUUCCUUUCUAGUUCUUGCAACCCGUUUAUCUACGGACUCAUGAACAAUAAGUUUCGCAAGGGUUUUCGCGCAGUUCUCUGCGCACCUUGCCACAAAUGCGCAAAACAAAAGGCGCCUGUGCUGGAACGGAAAAUUAGCGGCGAAACCACCAGGAAUUUAAGUUCACGAUCAAGAAGUAGCCACAGAAGAGAAUGGAGAAUUGUAGUGGAGGCAAGAAACACAGUUUACGAGUCUUGUGUAUAAUAGCUCAAUAUUUACUCUCAAAAUGCAAGUCACUUUGCCGUAAUUUCCGUGCUGAAGUUUUACUAGCUUACGUGCGUGGUCAUUGGCCAUUUGGACUUUGGUUUUUUUCUCCAGAUCGGAUAAUGGCAGGCACUUGAGAUCUUCCACUGACAGAGAACGCUACACAAGCGCAAUUAAGGGGUCACAACGGCGUUACCGUAAAAGGAGAUAUUUAUGCUCCUUAUUGAUUAGUCCCGGUUUAAAGAGCGUUUGAUCGAGAGAAGCUUUGAACAAAGGGGGCAUAGAGGAAAGAUAUUUCAGGUGCAUCUGCAUUUGCUUUUUGUCGUGGGUACAUUCAUAAAUUAUGGUUUAAGAUAA